Molecule: messenger RNA, 2055 nt
Organism: Trichomycterus rosablanca
Lineage: Eukaryota; Metazoa; Chordata; Actinopteri; Siluriformes; Trichomycteridae
Gene: adgrg3
Product: adhesion G protein-coupled receptor G3
Exons: 10
Coding region: 1-1344 (447 amino acids)
Biological process (GO): adenylate cyclase-activating G protein-coupled receptor signaling pathway; cell surface receptor signaling pathway
Cellular component (GO): plasma membrane
Molecular function (GO): G protein-coupled receptor activity
Source: RefSeq, a predicted model, not a curated record
AUGAGAAACUGUACAAGAAAAGGUCGUUACAUAAGCCCAGACUUGUACUUGCGAAUCGUUAAUUCUUCUGAUGUGGCCAGAGUGGACACCUCUUAUGGACACGUAAUCCAUAUUCCUUCAGAAGCCUUAGUGAAAAGCAGUGGGGUGCAGUCGGAAAGUAUUGGUAAUGAGGUGCCCCUGACCAUAUCUGUGCUAGAUAACAGCUUUUUCCAGGCACGUUCUGUUCAUGGAAUUGUUCAAGACAAGGUUCUGGGUGUGUGGCUGGGUGUACAAGAUGUCCACAAUCUUUCCGAUUCAGUUCAAAUCCUGUUUGUAAAGACUAAUAAGACUGGGCGAGCGAGAUGUGUCUUCUGGAAGCUCCCUAAUGAUAAUGCCAAAGAUUCCCAAGGUAAGUGGAGCAGUGAGGGAUGUAGCACUUCCAAGAACGACACACAUUUCGUCUGCAGUUGCAAUCACCUUAGUUUCUUUGCAGUGCUUAUUAGUCCUGGAAGUGUACAAGACUAUGCUGAUGUUCAGCGCCUGGAAUAUAUCACAUACAUCGGGUCUUCCUUGUCUGUGCUGUUCACUGCCAUCACAAUUCUGAUGUUUUUAUGCCAGAGAAAAAAGAAGACUGAUCACUCUGUUGUCAUUCAUGUACAGCUGUCUGGUUCGCUGUUCCUUCUGCAUCUGUUCUUCCUGGCUAGUGCCUUUUGGUCUGAAGCAGAAAAAGUAUUGUGCCAGGUUCUUGGGCUCAUACUACACUGGGCCCUGUUAACCACUUUCACAUGGACUGCCAUUGAAGGAUUCCACUUGUACCUACUACUAGUACGAGUCUUUAACAUCUACAUCAGAAGAUACCUUCUUAAACUGAGUCUGGUGGGCUGGGGUGCACCUAUAAUUACAGUGAUGAUCUGUGGAAUGGUUGGUGAAUAUGGCAAAUAUACCCUCACAGACAGUGCCAACAAAACAACAAAUCUCUGCUGGAUUAACACGACAACUGUGAAAUACGUGUCAGUGAAUGGUUUUUUGGCGCUGGUUCUACUCUUUAAUGCAGCGAUACUGAUUGUAAUGAUGGUGAAGAUGUGGCAGCUGAGAUUGCGGGGUGUCCAGAGAGGCUUCAAAAUGAGAAGAAUGUGGAAAGACUGGGUUACUGUGCUGGGGCUCAGCAGUGUUUUGGGGCUUUCAUGGAGUCUGGCAUUUUGCACACAUGGACCACUGAGUCUACCAGCAAUUUACCUUUUCACUAUCCUGAACAGCUUGCAAGGUGUCUUUAUGUUCCUGUGGUUCCUAUCAAUCACCUGUAAGUCAAUUCAUGAAGAACAGAAAUCAUCUAAAAACAUAUCCAUGAGUAAUCUCAGCUCAUGAUCCAGGCACACAGCACUGUACCACCAUGGAUUAAACUGAAUUGCAUAAACUGGGGACUUUUUACAGAACAAUCUAUACAAUAAAAAAAUUGUAUCAAUAAAAAUUAUAUCAUUGUAAAAAAUAAUCAGAUUAUUUUAGAUGGCUAACAAACAAAUAGCUGCUUUUAUUUUUAAAACAUUGGGCAUUAAAAAAAUCAUGGAUUAUGGAUUAUUGUUAAAGACAAAUUUCAGAUAGGUGACAAAACAUGACACUUUGAGUUUUCUUUGUAAGUGACCACUUUUCUAUGUGCUUUCUAAAUGCUCUAAACAUAUGGCCACAAAAUAGGUUGGUGGUUAUAGUCGAUCAUAUUCACUCCCAUUAACUGACACAAAGUAAAACAACACCACUAGUAAAGUAACUUCAACACCACCAAAUGUCUUUAUGUAUAUUUUAGUCACCAUAUUGUAAACCCAAUAAACUACUUACAUUUAAAGAACUCUAACUUAAAAAAAAACCCAAAAAUUUAGGUAAGUGUUACUAUCAUUUAGUCACAGAAAAGUAAAUUGAGGAAGUAGAUAAAAUCGCAGUACUGACACUGAUUAUUAGCAGUUGGCGUACCACCAUAAAGGGUGACAGUAAAACACAAGGGCACUUUCAAAUGGCAUAUUUAUGAAUGUAAAUAGAUUCUUUUUUUUUUAUAAAAGUAAAGAUGUAGCGAUCUGCUCAUACCAA